AUGCCAGAAUCUACUGCAGAGAUACCAACACCUCAGGCUACAAUGACAACAACACCUGAAGCUACCACAAAUCUACUAACACCUCAAUUUACCACAAACAAUGAAAUACAUGAUUCUACUACAAGGAUUAAUACAGACGGAUCCUCCACAGGUAUAACAACAUCUGAUUCAACACAAUGGAUUACAAACUUAGAAUCUACCGCAUCAACUACAUUAACCGAGUCUUCCAUAGAGAUGACAUCACUUGAAACUACACCAAUGACGACUGUGCAAGAAACUAUGUCGACAUUAGCAACACCUGAAUCUAACAUGGCAAUAGAAACAGCACCUGAAUCUACAGUAGAAAUAUCAUCAAUUGAAACUACCACUGAUAUAACAAAACUUGACUCAUCUAUACAAACUGAAUCUAUUACAGGAAUAACGACACUACCGCCCACCAGUCACAUAACUAUGCCAGAAUCUAAUACAGAGACACCAACACCUCAGGCUACAAUGACAACAACACCUGAAGCUACCACAAAUCUACUAACACCUGAAUCUACCACAAACAAUGCAAUACAUGAUUCUACUGCAAGGAUUAAUACAGACGGAUCCUCCACAGGAAUAACGACACUACCGCCCACCAGUCACACAAAUAUGCCACAAUCUACUACAGUGAUACCAAUGCCUCAGGCUACAAUGAUAACAACACCUGAAUCUACCACAAUUCUACUAACACCUGAAUCUACCACUAAGAUUUCAAUACAUGAUUCUACUGCAAGGAUAAAUACAGACGGAUCCUCCACAGGUAUAACAACAUAUGAUUCAACACAAUGGAUAACAAACUUAGAAUCUACCGCAGCAACUACAUUAACCGAGUCUUCCAUUAAGAUGACAUCACUUGAAGCUACACCAAUGAUGACUGUGCAAGAAACUAUGUCGACAUUAGCAACACCUGAAUCUAACACGGCAAUAGAAACAGCACCUGAAUCUACAGUAGAAAUAUCAUCAAUUGAAGCUACCAGUGUUAUAACAAUACUUGACUCAUCUAUACAAAGUGAAUCUAUUACAGGAAUAACGAACUUACUGCCCACCAGUCACAUAACUAUGCCAGAAUCUAAUACAGAGAUACCAACACCUCAGGCUACAAUGAUAACAACACCUGAAUCUACCACAAAUCUACUAACACCUGAAUCUACCACAAACAAUGCAAUACAUGAUUCUACUGCAAGGAUAAGUACAGACGGAUCUUCCACAG
Saccoglossus kowalevskii is the source of this 1237-nucleotide messenger RNA. Its product is annotated as mucin-2-like. The record is from RefSeq and is a predicted model, not a curated record. Lineage: Eukaryota; Metazoa; Hemichordata; Enteropneusta; Harrimaniidae.